AUGUCCCAUAGUGACACUAGUGAUGAUGAUUUUUCUAAAUUUGAUGAUAAUGAAACCAGUGAAAUUGUCCCAGAUUCGGAAUCAACGCAAGAAAUUGACCCUUUAAGAGAACUGUUGAGAUCUAAGAUGUGGACUUACAACCGAAGGGAAGACAUAGAGUUCAAGAAGUGGCAACUAUUCACUAAUAUUGAUGCAUUUCAAGCAGAUUUAAAGCAUUAUGUGAUCCAAAAAGGAUUCCCCAUAAAAAAGUUAAAGAAUGAGAAAACUAGGUGCACUGCCAUUUGUGCUAUUGAUGGAUACAAGUGGAGGAUUCAUGCCUCACCUAUUGCUGAUUCAAUAACAUUCAUGAUUAAAUCAUAUAGUUCUAAACAUACUUGUGUGAUGGAUAACAAGAAUUGUGAGGCCACCUCCGAUUGGAUGGCCAAGAAACUUGUUACUCUAAUGAGAACCCAUCCUCACAUGUCCAGAAAGGGUAUUGAAGCUGAGAUGCUAAAACAACAUAAUCUUGGAAGUAUAUGUAAGAUUCAUUGUGAUAGACCAAAUAUACUAGUUGAGCCAAGAUUUCUGAGACUUUUUGUAAGUUUUAAAGGACAAAAGGAUGGAUUUCUGACUGGAUGUAGACCUUUUGUUGGUUUUGAUGGUUGUCAUUUGAAAGGCAGUUUUGGUGGAGUAUUGCUAACUGUUGUGGCAUUGGAUGCCAAUAAUAGCAUAUUUCCCAUUAUAUUCGCUGUUGCUGAGGUCGAAAUCAAAGAGACACAGUGUUGGUUCUUUCACUUUUUUGAAGAAUUCUUUGGACCAUUUCAUAACAAUGUUCCCUUAACUUUCAUGAGUGAUAGACAAAAGGGACUCAACCUUGCAUAUGAACAAUUGUUGCCAUAUGCCACUAGAAGAUACUGUUGUAAACACAUUUGCAAUAACUUCAAGGCUCAAUUUCCUAGAAUGUUAUUAAACAGUUUCUUCUGGAAGGCUGCUAAGAGUUAUGAUACAGUAGGCCACACGAAGCAAUGCAGAGCAUUAAAGACAUCAAUGUAG
Messenger RNA from Coffea arabica (coffee), 1032 nucleotides. NCBI's taxonomy places the organism in Eukaryota, Viridiplantae, Streptophyta, Magnoliopsida, Gentianales, Rubiaceae. The record is from RefSeq and is a predicted model, not a curated record.